UCUGCAUUACAUUCUGUCAGUCAUUUGCCCUCAGUCAGGCACACCCCGUUUAACAAAUGUGGUGCUUUGAUUUUGCAACACUGUGGCAACGGAAGGAUGACAGAACGGAAUGGACUGUUGCUCUUUGGAAUCCGCUGUGAUCCGCUGUGUUUGGCAACACAAGUUGGGUUCAUUGGAUCAGGAUGCACUUAUAAGACAACAUCAAGUCCCAGCGCGUUCCUGACAACAUGCCAAAGUCUUAUGUGGAAAUUGUUUAUGAGAGGACUACAAGGAUGAAUAUUGACCUAAUAUAGCUACUCUACUGGGGACUGGAGGUGUUUAAUAGAAAGUGAAGCUGUUUUCCAUCAUUAAAUGACCUCUAUGUUUUUUCUGUGUCUGAUGCAGCAUCUUUAUAUAGUAAACUCUCCCUCGGGACUGUUUGGAGCUUUCGGAGUACUGAUGACCUGCUGCCACAUGGGCUGGUUUGCAUGAGGUGGAAUGUCACUGAUGGGAGCAAUAGGCAUGAAAAGAACUUUGCUGACCUGUGAAAGAAGAGGGUGUGGAGGUCGUCUGUAGACCCUCCUUCUCUAUCCAGGUUGAACAGUUUUGCAUCAGGUUUCUCGAUACAGUCUGGAGUCAGUGUGAUGGAUGUGUUGAAUAUGCUAAAAGAUGACCCUGAAGAACUGUUGCUGGAUUUGGGUUUCGGCAUCGAUGAGCCUGACAUCACGGGGAGAAUCCCGGCCCGUUUCCUCAGUUAUCAGUCCAAUGCUAACGGCAUCAGUUUUCAGCUCUUUCUGGAAUCUCAGCAGAGCCGAAUCGACAUCGAAAACCCGGAUGUCAGGAAUCGAUUUAGACAGCUCGAGGUUCUUCAGCAGGUCACCACGACCUUCUCCUCUCUGGUUGGCCCCUUCUCUCCAGGUGCAGAUGCAUCUUUAGCUUCCCGAAUGUCAGCGGAGGCACGGGAAAGGAGAAAACGCAUGGCUACGAUUCUGCGUAGAGCCUCCAAGAAGAGUCUCAGCCAUGCCCAAAUGUCACAGAACCAGCAAACACUCUCUCCAACGAACUUAGCCCCGUCUGGCGUGGAAUCCUCUGAGGCUUCACCGGCAGAUAAAAGAAUUCCUUUAAAACGGUCAAGGCAAAGUCUCUCUGACAACAGCGGUCUGUCUACAUUACAAGAGGAGCAGAGUUCUAAUUUCGAAUCGGCUGAGCCCAUUUUAAUUAGCCACCCAACUAGAGGAACAACAGACCCCCUAAAACUUGUGUCUGAGCCCACGCCCACUGAAGGGAUCUUGCAUCAACCUGUGGAAUCUUUUGAGCUAGAGGAGAGAUUUGAUGAGGGACGCGUUUCUGGGCACUGCAGUGGCCCGGUGGAUCCUGGAGGUAAACGUUUAGGAUCUAAUGUGAUAAGGACAAACAGUUGUCAGUCAGACAGCAGUGGCUUCCUUGAGGAACCAUUCAUACAUGCUCUCUCUCAGCAGAACAGCCCAGGAUCGGAGUUCAUGAAGAUGCCGAAUGGGAUAUCACAAGACAGUACAGAGAGUCAACAGAAGAGUACAGAACAGCAAAACAAUGAGGGGCCCAAUGCAGAUAAACAGAACUCUGGCACACAAUUUGGCCAUACAACACACUCUAGAAACACUGUUCUGAGAACUAUUAACAACACAGUGGACUCUUAUACUGUCCUGGGAAAAGUGGAAUCAGGAGCACACUUGACACAGAAGAGCAAUAUAUGUACUGAAAAAGCUAAUUCUUUGCCACCAGACAUUAGUAAAAUUAAGGGCAAGGAUGUUUGCGCUUUAGUGUACUCCGUUCAGAUGGAUCCUGUCUGUUAUCCACCUGAAAUCCAUGACAAAUUGCAAAGUCUAGAUCAACGUGUUGGUAAGCAACGUAUGUCCUUGUUUGACAAACCGAAAUCUGCGGAGACACACUCAACUUCUUGUCCUACUGAUCUGGGAACAGGUGUGGAAAAGGAGGUCGCCACCUUUGCAGAUCCCUAUGAGUUGGGCGUGAAAGAUCAGAUCUCCAGACAUUCAGAUCAGACGUGCGAUUCUAUGACCUCAUACCGGGACAAAAAUGUGACAUCUGAUACUGCAUUUGGGCACGAUUCCCCAACGGCGCUCAAACGCAGAAGGGAGUCAUUUUCCAAGAGAUCCAGGUCUGAUGUGGCCACCGAUAAUGAUUCGGGCACAGCACAAACACCCACCACAAAUACACCAUUCACAUCUGUGGAGACAUGUCCAGCUGACAUGUGGAACUCUAUGGAAUGUUCUAGAGGUCUUGGACGUUUCCGUACACGAUCAAUGUCUCUGGACACGGGGUUGUCAUUUGAGGAGGAGGAUCACAGAUGGGAUGGCAUGUUGUGUGCAGGGACACAGAGAUGCUCCCAUUGCGGAUCUCAGAUAAGCUGCAACAACGGCUGGGAGAAACCUCAACCUGAGCUGUCUUCAAAUCUGCCUUACUCUCUGGAUGAUCUGGAGGAGAUGAUGAAGUGCAUGAGAAAGUUCCGGAGUGUUCUGACGGAAAUUGAAGUGAGACUAGAGGAACAACAAGCAUCUGUACACUGCUCGCUUACAGACUCCCACAGAGAGGAAGUGGAGGAUAUUUUGAGGCUACGAGAAGCUGUCAAACAGGAAGCCGGGAUGCUCGAACAGCAGCUGUCCGAUUUGGUACAUCACUAUGAUGAUAGCAUUAAAAUGAAGCUGAACCGGCUCUUGGAUGAACAGUCUCAGCUGUGUUCCCAACUGCGUAUCAUCCCUUCUGAAAGGCCCAGUCUUAGACUGCCCUCAACCAGGAGUGUGGGCACUCAGUGCUGCCUGCUGCCAGUGACAUCCAGCCCACUGAGAUGUGUUCACCAUCACUGUACCUGUCAGAGAGCAGCAUGCCAUGAUCCACACAAAUAUCAAACCCAGUGGGAGCCCAGCUGCAAGCCAGACAGGCUGGACUUUGUAGCUUUCAUUAAAAGUUUGAAAAAUUCCUUGCAACAUUCGAUGAACAAUAACUCAUUGGAAUAAGAAGAGUAAAGAAGACCUUAAGAUUCUUGCCAUUUGUUCCCCACUUUUAUAAAGUGAAUCAUAUUAAGAACUAAUAAAAGACUGAUAUAUAUGUCA
This is a messenger RNA of Xyrauchen texanus (razorback sucker), 3086 nucleotides long. RefSeq names its product ITPR interacting domain containing 1 (gene itprid1). The transcript has 13 exons. NCBI's taxonomy places the organism in Eukaryota, Metazoa, Chordata, Actinopteri, Cypriniformes, Catostomidae. The record is from RefSeq and is a predicted model, not a curated record. The coding region runs from base 624 to 2990 and encodes 788 amino acids. Gene Ontology annotation, molecular function: signaling receptor binding.